Messenger RNA from Darwinula stevensoni, 1410 nucleotides. Lineage: Eukaryota; Metazoa; Arthropoda; Ostracoda; Podocopida; Darwinulidae. The record is from the annotation of a GenBank genome assembly.
AUGGGCACGGAACUCAUAGAGGAGGCAGGUGCGGAGGUGGUCAGGGUCAAGGUCGAACUUCUGGCUCAUCUUGGCGAUGGAGCCAUCUCACUUUCUACUACUGCAAGUACUGAGCUACCUGAAGCCGAAUGUACACCAUGGGAGAAUUUCCAUGCCAUUGGGUGCAAUUGGAGUAAGAAGGAGAUUUGCGCGAAGAAAUGUGGCUCCUUCUCUCGUGUCUGCCCACCUGGUUUCGCCAGGAUGAAACUGACUGCAACAUGCGAGGAAGUGGUGGUGCAUUCCUCAAAUUUCACCCUGGAAGGAACAUUCGACCCGAAAGACUACAACACAGAUGAUCCGGACUGCGAAGAAGGCCAAAAGAUCCAAGAAAUGAUUUCCUUUAUAAAGGCGACUCUGAAAACACUACGAUGCGAUCGGCUUGGCUGUUUGGAACAGGUGAUAAGAGCAGCGGAAAAGGCAGACUUGGGAGACGAGUACAUGGACAUGGACAUCAGGGGAAUCAACACUUUUCCCAUCUCGUCUUACCGAAAAGGAGCUCUCAAAAACCAACUGAAAAUCGUGGGUUUCAUGCAGUUCCCCGCCCAGAAAUACAACGGGACUCAAGCACAUGACUUGCUGGCCAUUCUAAACGAUUCGAAAAAAUGGAAAGAAAUCCUGACAGAGUUUGAGAGUUCUGGAACGAUUCCGAGCGACCUUGACCUAGAUGCUGUUAUCAGCACGGAUAUCAACUAUGAGCCAGAAAGGAUCCCCUGCGCAAAAGAAACGUGCUCGUCGUACGCGACCUGCAUAGAACAUUUGAAUGGGAAGCCUCCGACGUGCGAAUGCCAAGAGCGAUUCCGAGGUCUCAGCCCAGACAUCAUCGGCAAGUUUCUGGAAAAAGUCAUAUUGGGGUUGGUGUUCGGUCUCCUUGUGCUUAUCAGCUGCGUCUUCCUCGUCGUUUUCAGCACCCGUAGACAAAUUGCUCGGAAGAGGGAGAAGUAUGCCAUGAAGGAGAAUGCGAAGAAGACCUGGAAUGAUCCGUAUCGGAGGGAGACGGACAAUCCUGCAUACGAGAGGGGAGGAAUCCCACGCAUUCACCCCAGUAACCCUCGACCUCCUCAAUUCUAUUUUUCCCCUGAAAGGCCUCAGGCAAUGUACAGCAAUCCUGUUCGGCAGGAGCGUCCCCUAUAUCUGAUGGGAACUCGUCCAUCCUUUCUCAUUCUACUGGCGAUCCUCUGGAUCUGCCCCUGGGGGAUGUUGCUCAUUUCCACCGCAGAGGAGCUUGAUGUUGUUGAAGUCAGUGGAGGUUGUGGUCGAUGGUUGAAAUGGUUGCCCAGCCGGUCCCAACCAUGCUCGAGGGACGCCAAGUCCGGUGAAUUGGAAAAGCAGCUUCAUCGCUCCCUGGCGCUGAAUGUGUUUAAUACUGGAUGA